AUGGGGUAUGCCGCGGGCCAGCUAGACUCCAGAACGCAGGGGAGGUUCCGCGGGGGGGCGGGACGCACUCAGGAUGUUUCCGCGGGCCGCGAGACUCACGCAGGAGGGGGCCGCGGGCCGCUGGACCUCACUGCAGGAGGGGGCCGAGGGCCGCUGACGCACUCGCUCUCUUUCCAGGGAAAUUCUCCCCCAGUGGUGGUGAACACUGACACACUUGACGGCUCCCCCUACGUCAACGGGACAGAGGGGGAAAUUGAGUAUGAAGAGAUUACACUGGAAAGAGGUAACUCAGGCCUGGGCUUCAGUAUAGCUGGGGGGACAGAUAACCCUCAUGUUGGUGAUGACCCCAGCAUCUUCAUCACCAAGAUCAUCCCUGGAGGAGCUGCGGCCCAGGACGGACGGUUGAGUGUGAAUGACAGUAUCCUGUUUGUGAAUGAUGUUGAUGUGAGGGAGGUGACCCACAGUCUGGCUGUAGAAGCUCUGAAGGAGGCGGGGGCCAUCGUCCGCCUCUACGUGCUGCGCAGGAAACCAGCCGCAGAGAAAGUUACAGAGAUCAAACUCAUCAAAGGGCCCAAAGGUUUAGGUUUCAGCAUCGCUGGAGGAGUGGGUAACCAGCACAUUCCAGGAGACAACAGCAUCUAUGUCACUAAGAUCAUCGAGGGUGGAGCUGCUCACAAGGACCAGCGGCUGCAGAUAGGGGAUAAGAUACUGGCGGUGAACAGUGUGUGUCUGGAGGACGUGAUGCAUGAGGAUGCAGUGGGAGCCCUGAAGAACACAGCUGAGGUGGUUUACCUCAGGGUGGCCAAGCCUAACAACCUCUACCUGAACUCCUACAACCCCCCUGACCUCACCAGCACAUACUCCCCUCACAUGGAUACAGAUCUUGGCCCCACCUACCUUGGAUCAGAUUACCCACAAGCUCUCACUCCCACCUCGCCCAGUCGCUUCUCUCCGGUGUUGCACAGCUUGAUGGGGGAUGAAGACCUUCCCAGGGAGCCUAGGAGAGUGCUGAUCCACCGGGGUUCUACGGGCCUGGGUUUUAACAUCGUGGGAGGAGAGGAUGGAGAGGGGAUCUUUAUCUCCUUCAUCCUGGCAGGGGGGCCUGCCGACCUCAGCGGAGAGCUGCGCAAGGGCGACCAGAUCCUCAGCGUAAAUGGAGUGGACCUGCGUAUCGCCACCCAUGAGCAGGCUGCUGCAGCCCUGAAGAACGCUGGCCAGACUGUCACCAUCAUUGCCCAGUACAGACCAGAGGAAUACAGCCGUUUCGAAGCGAAGAUCCACGACCUGAGGGAACAGCUGAUGAACAGCAGCAUGGGUUCUGGUCAGACAACACUGAGGAGCAACGCCAAGAGAGGCUUCUACAUCAGGGCCCUGUUUGACUAUGAUAAGACAGCAGACUGUGGUUUCCUGAGCCAGGCUGUGGGCUUCAGGUUUGGUGACGUGCUCCAUGUCCUGGACUGUGGUGAUGAGGAGUGGUGGCAGGCCAGACGGGUCAGCCCGCAGACAGAAGCUGAGGAGGUCGGCUUUAUUCCCAGCAAACGCAGGGUAGAAAGGAAAGAGUGGUCUCGCAUGGGCACCAAAGAAAGGGAUCGCAGUCGAGACAGCCUCGGGUCUCAAGGGAGGGAUGAUUCUCAACACAGCUAUGAAACAGUCACACAAGUGGAGGUCCAUUAUGCCAGGCCCAUCAUAAUAUUGGGUCCCAUAAAGGACAGGGUAAAUGAUGACCUGCUGUCGGAGUUCCCUGACAAGUUUGGAUCUUGUGUCCCUCACACCACACGGCCCAAGCGUGAGUACGAGGUGGACGGGCGGGACUACCACUUUGUGUCGUCACGGGAACAAAUGGAGAAGGACAUCCAGAGCCACCGUUUCAUCGAGGCGGGCCAGUACAACAGCCACCUGUACGGCACCAGCGUUCAGAGCGUCCGCCAGGUGGCAGAGCAGCAAGGAAAACACUGUAUACUGGACGUAUCGGCCAAUGCUGUCCGCAGACUACAGGCCGCUCAGCUUCACCCCGUCGCCAUCUUUGUCCGGCCCAAGUCACUGGAGAAUGUCCUAGAGAUCAACACUCGACUGACAGAAGAGCAGGCCAGAAAGGGCAUGGACCGCGCUCUCAAACUGGAACAGGACUUUCUAGAGUGUUUCUCAGCUGUGGUGGAAGGAGACAGCUUCGAGGAGGUUUACCACAAGGUGAAGACGGUGAUCGAGGAGCAGUCGGGGCCUUACAUCUGGAUCCCCACCCGGGAGAGGCUGUGAGGCUGCCCCAUAACCCCAACCACCCUCAGACAGUCUGCCCUCCAGCCCAACCAGGGCAGAGAGACAGAGAGAGAAGGACACCGAGACAGACAGACAGAGGGACACGUGAAGAUAGAGACAGGAGGGGAAACAUAAUCACACAGAGAGAGAGAGACACAGAAUAACACUAAAAGAGACACAUGAAUAGAAACACAGAGAGAUAGACAUGGACGGUAUUUAAUAAAUAUGAAUAUAUUAUCAAUGUGUGGUGAGUACUGAGAAAGACUGGACAGGGGUGACCCAGUUGGGUGUGGCAGGGCAGGGCAGGGGGCGUCCCCGGGAUUAGCACAGGGUAAAUGAUCCACCAUCUCUCCCUCUCCUUCUCUCUGUCUCAUUGGCUGCCUUUGACAUCCCCGCCGACAAGGUGGCAAAACCAUCAGCAUCCAUCUGAUCCUUCCUUUUUUAUAUCCCUUAGCCUUCUCUCCUCCUCCUUCUCUCCUCCUCCUAUCUCCCCUCUCUCCUUUCAGGACAUGAAAAGGAGGGAGAGAGAGAGAGAGAGAGAAGGAGAGUGAAUAGACUAUGGAAGGACACACAGAUCCUAGUGGGUUCCUCUAAUCCAGAGGAGGCUCUUUUCUAGUGAAGAGGCUUUGCUCUAUGAACAACAUCCCACUAACCAAGACUGGCAUUUGCUCAAUCACCCACGAAAAGCAUUGCAAGGACAUUUUUUAAAAGCAGCACAAAUUAAAACUCAAAAGUUGAACUUGUGCAUGCGUCCUCAGAGGACUCAGAGAUGGGAGUUGAGGAAAAUGAUGGAUAUUAAGAAGAACCAACAGAGAAAAAGAAGAAGAAGAAUGGCCACCCGUCUUUCUGUUUUCCCCUCCGUUUUGAUGGUGGGAGGUUUUUAGCAUGUCUCAACAGAGAGAGGAGCAGAGCGGUGCAGACAGGGAAAGAGGGGGGUGUCUUUCUUGUGUGCAAACUCACUGUGUGCAUUGACAAUGGAAGACCUCACAGUAUAACCACUGGGUCUCUUCUGUACCGCACACACAGUCAGCCGUACAGUAGUUCUAAUCCACCUGGCUGUUCUCCAAAAGCACUGGUUGUUCUGCUUGUUUGCAACAGACAGGCAGAUCCCAGGCUGAAUGUUCUCUUAAUGCACAACAGCAGAAUUCUUAUGUUCAGCUCCUUAGUGUGAAGAGCCCCGCAGCCAAUUCUCUGUUCACUCUUCCAAAAAGACCCCUCAACAACCCACACACAGUGUUCUCACUGGCCGCUCUGAGCAGUGGUGUGUGUGUGUGUGUGUGUGUGUGUGUGUGUGUGUGUGUGUGUGUGUGU
Molecule: messenger RNA, 3564 nt
Organism: Salvelinus namaycush (lake trout)
Lineage: Eukaryota; Metazoa; Chordata; Actinopteri; Salmoniformes; Salmonidae
Product: disks large homolog 4-like
Exons: 20
Coding region: 1-2253 (750 amino acids)
Biological process (GO): chemical synaptic transmission; AMPA glutamate receptor clustering; postsynaptic neurotransmitter receptor diffusion trapping
Cellular component (GO): postsynaptic density membrane; neuron projection; neuromuscular junction
Molecular function (GO): kinase binding
Source: RefSeq, a predicted model, not a curated record